Messenger RNA from Pectinophora gossypiella (pink bollworm), 993 nucleotides. RefSeq names its product exosome complex component MTR3-like. Bases 52 to 987 code for a protein of 311 amino acids. Gene Ontology annotation, biological process: rRNA catabolic process; U4 snRNA 3'-end processing; nuclear mRNA surveillance. Gene Ontology annotation, cellular component: nucleolus; cytoplasmic exosome (RNase complex); nuclear exosome (RNase complex). The transcript is spliced from 4 exons. The record is from RefSeq and is a predicted model, not a curated record. Lineage: Eukaryota; Metazoa; Arthropoda; Insecta; Lepidoptera; Gelechiidae.
UUCCAAGUUUCUAAUUGUCUGUCAUAUCGUUGUAUUACUUUAUAACCAAAAAUGCCCCUCGAUUACCGUAGAUUCAACGGCCCAGAAGACAGUAUACCAUACAAACGCUUUACAAAAGAUUAUUUGAAAACUUACGAUGAACUUUAUAGUGAUCUUGUGGGUGAAAAUGAGUUGCGAAAAGACGGGCGUGCGAUGGACGAAUCCCGCAGCAUGUGUAUGUUUUUUGCCAGAACGGAUAUGGUGUCUCAGGCGAAAGGAUCAUCGUAUGUUGAGUUGAAGAAAACUAAAGUGGUAUGCUCGGUAUUUGAUCCUCGAGAAAUACCGCAUCAAAACGAAUUCAGUCAACUGGGGCAAAUAUUCUGUGAGGUGAAGUUCGCGCCAUUUUCGUGUCCCCGCCAGCGGCGUCCACACGCGCCCGACGCUGAGGAGAAAGCCCUAUCGGUGGCACUGAGACAAGCUCUAGAGCCCGCUGUGUGUAGACACUUGUUCCCUAACUAUCAGAUUGAUGUUUUUGUCUACAUCCUGGAGCAUGAUGGAGCUUGUUUAGCAGCAGCAAUAAAUGCUGCAGGCUUGGCAUUAGCUGAUGCUGCAGUCCCUAUGUACGACAUCAUCACAGCAUGCUCCAUUGCCAUCAUUGGAGACCGCAUGUUCACAGACCCCACCGAAUCAGAAGAAAACAUAGCAACAAUGAGCCCACCGACCGAAGGAAAAAAUCACGGAGUCAUUACCAUGUCUAUGCUGUCUGAACUAAAACAAAUAUCAGAUUUUAUACAGAUAGGUUCUAUGGAUGUCGAAUGUGUAACAAAAGCAAUGGAAGUUUUAGAAAAAGAAUGCGAGAAAAUAGUUCCAAAUAUGCAACGGAUUCUUGUUUUAAAUGUAGUACAUUGUUUCGAGAGAAGAAAGAAGUUAGAAGAAGAAGCAAAGGAGAGAGAAGCAGCGUUAGAUGCAAAAAUGGCGGAAUGGAAAGCUUUAUUAAAUGCUGGAUGAAAUCAA